This is a messenger RNA of Rosa chinensis, 441 nucleotides long. RefSeq lists its product as uncharacterized. Bases 1 to 441 code for a protein of 146 amino acids. The transcript has a single exon. Gene Ontology annotation, cellular component: cytoplasm. NCBI's taxonomy places the organism in Eukaryota, Viridiplantae, Streptophyta, Magnoliopsida, Rosales, Rosaceae. Gene Ontology annotation, molecular function: zinc ion binding; translation regulator activity; mRNA binding. Gene Ontology annotation, biological process: positive regulation of cytoplasmic translation. The record is from RefSeq and is a predicted model, not a curated record.
AUGGAUGCUCUGAGCUUGGCGAAGAAGUUUCAGCCGGGGCUGAAUGCUUCUCUCAAGCAUGAUAUAGUACCCCUGGAGUUGGCUACUGUGGCACUUAUCGUGGCUAAGGCCAUGGCACUUGAGCAGGAUACCCAGCUUCACCAGGGUGAGUUGGCGGCUUCGAGAGAUUCCCAGGGAAGGGGGAAGGCGUUGGCGGAGAGUAGUGGUUCGAUGGGUCAUCGAGGUGGGUUCUGGAAAAGGCAUAGGACUUUUCAGCAGGCUUUUGCUGGGGUAGCCGCUGAACCUAUUAGGGCUAUACCUAUUAGGAAGGUUGCACCCUUAACCUGUCAUAAGUGCAGGGAGGUGGGCCAUUUGGCAAAGCAGUGUGUGAGGCCGAAGACUAGGUCAUGUUAUAAUUGCGGGCAGGCAGGACAUUUGGCCAAUGAGUGUACCCGGCCUUAG